This is a messenger RNA of Medicago truncatula (barrel medic), 2719 nucleotides long. Its product is annotated as pentatricopeptide repeat-containing protein At5g40410, mitochondrial. Lineage: Eukaryota; Viridiplantae; Streptophyta; Magnoliopsida; Fabales; Fabaceae. The coding region runs from base 102 to 1973 and encodes 623 amino acids. Gene Ontology annotation, molecular function: RNA binding; zinc ion binding; protein binding. The transcript has a single exon. Gene Ontology annotation, biological process: RNA modification. The record is from RefSeq and is a predicted model, not a curated record.
AUGUGACAUGUCAUCACUUUAAGGGCGAAAUUUGACAUGAGACUAAAUUGAUUAAGUAACAAAGUCCAUUUCAAUGGUUUCAUGGAUUACUCAAACUAGAUAUGUUUAGGUUAUUCCAUGCAACAUUGAAAACUUGCAUGCUCCUAAAACAUCAACUAAAGCCUCUAACGUAUUGUUGUUCAUUUCUCUCUCAAACCUCUCUCCAAUUCAAUGCCAUUUCCACACACCAUUUUGACCCUUUUCUAUCCACUCUAAUUCUUCAUCUGAAAUCUUCAUCAUCUGUCUCCAUUUGCAGAAUCAUUCAUGCCCAUGUGAUCAAAUCUCUUGAUUACCGUGAUGGGUUCAUUGGUGAUCAAUUGGUAUCUUGUUACCUUAAAAUGGGUCCAACAAAAGAUGCAUAUUUGUUGUUUGAUGAAAUGCCAAAGAAGGAUUUUGUUUCAUGGAAUUCUUUGGUUUCUGGGCUGGCGAAAAUUGGGCAGCUUGGUGAAUGCUUGAGUGUGUUUUGUAAGAUGAAAUCUGAUUCAGAAUUGAAAUUGAAUGAGUUUACGUUUUUAUCGGUUAUCUCGGCUUGUGUAUCGGAGAAAGCGUGUGAUGAAGGCUAUUAUGUUCACUGUUGUGCAAUGAAAUUGGGUUUGGUGUAUGAGGUGAAGGUUGUCAAUGCUCUUGUUAAUAUGUAUGGGAAGUUUGGCUUUGUUGAAUCGGCUUUUAGGUUGUUUUCGGAAAUGCCUGAGAGUGAGAAGAGUAUUGUGUCCUGGAAUUCAAUUGUUGCUGUUUGUGCCCAAAAUGGAAUGCCUAAUGAGGCUUUUAAUUGUUUUGAUAUGAUGAGGGUUAAUGGUUUUUUUCCUGAUGAUGCCACAAUGGUGAGUUUGCUUCAAGCUUGUGAAAAUUUUCCUUUGGGAAGAAUGGUAGAGGUUUUGCACGGCGUAAUCUUUACCUGUGGUCUUGAUGAAAAUUUAACAAUUGUGACUACCCUUUUGAACUUGUAUUCGAAGUUAGGGAGAUUGAAUAAUUCUCGUAAGGUAUUUGAAGAGAUAAGUAAGCCUGAUAAAGUGGCAUGGACUGCGAUGCUUGCAGGCUAUGCAAUGCAUGGGUGUGGGAAAGAAGCAAUUGAGUUCUUCGAAAGGAUUGUAAGGGAAGAAGGAAUGGAGCCUGAUCAUGUUACUUUUACUCAUUUGUUAAGUGCAUGUAGCCAUUCAGGGCUUGUCAAGGAAGGAAAAUACUUCUUCAGAGUUAUGUCUGAUGUUUACAAAGUUCAACCACGAUUGGAUCAUUAUUCGUGUAUGGUUGAUCUUCUCGGUCGAUGUGGUCUACUCGAUGAUGCUCAUGAGCUGAUUAAGAACAUGCCAUUUGAGCCAAAUUCUGGAGUUUGGGGUGCCCUUCUUGGUGCUUGUAGGGUUCAUCGGAACAUUGAUCUAGGGAAGGAAGCUGCCAAGAAUUUGAUAGCAUUAGAUCCGUCAGACCCUAGAAACUAUAUCAUGUUGUCUAACAUGUAUUCUGCUGCAGGUUUGUGGAAUGAUGCAUCAAAAGUGAGGACUUUAAUGAAGAAUAAGGUUCUUACUAGAAAUCAGGGAUGUAGUUUUAUUGAACAUGGGAAUAAAAUCCACCGCUUUGUUGUCGAUGAUUACACUCACCCUGAUUCGCACAGAAUACACAAAAAGUUGGAAGAGGUUAUGAAAAAAAUUCAAGAUGUUGGAUUUGUGCAUGAAACAGAAUCAAUUCUCCAUGAUGUUGAUGAGGAGGUGAAAAUAGAUAUGAUCACCAAACAUAGUGAGAAGAUAGCUCUUGCAUAUGGACUUUUGGUCACCAAUGCAGAUAUGCCGUUAGUUAUAAUAAAAAACCUAAGAAUAUGCCGUGAUUGUCACAACACUGUAAAAUUUGUGUCGAUGGUAGAAAAGCGUACUAUCAUUAUCCGAGAUACAAAGCGAUUUCACCAGUUCUCAGGUGGGUUAUGUUCUUGUGGUGAUUAUUGGUAGUGUUCAUCAGAGAAAGAGUUUAAGAGAUAACUCAAUGUGUUAUUCUGAAACAAGAGUACAUGAAGAACUACAUAGUGUGAAGUCUUUGCCACACAUGAUGAAGUGUAGAGAGACGAUUUUUUCCUAACAAAGAAGAGAUCAAGCUUUAUAUAUACAGAAGGUGUAGCAAUUGAAACCUGGAGUUCAUAAAUGAAGGAUUACACCCUAUGAAGCACGGAUACGGACACCGGAUACGACACGGAAAUUGACAUGCCGACACCGCUAAUAAUUUUGAAAAUCACAUAAUUUGGUGUAAUUAUAUAUGUCGGUGUCAGACACGACACAUGUUAGAUAUUGAGACACGCCUAAUCCGAGGAGUGUCCGUGCUUCAUAGAUAUACCCAAUGUGAUUUUGCUGCAGAAAGGGUCUAGCUUCGAUGUUCAAUCUCAGUGCUAGAAUGAGCUACAAUGAUUGUUUCUUAGAGCACUAAGAUUUAGUGUUUGGGCCGAGGAAAAUGUAAGAACGAUAGAUGGAUCGUCUAUCUUAUUGACUGUUUUGGCCAAUAAGCACUGCACAGAAGGUGUAGGCAUGAAACAUUAAGGGGCAUAUCAAAUUAGCAGGAUGAAGAACAUGGGUUGAGAGACAGUACCUUCUAGUGUUUGUUUGGAUAGAGUAACUUUAGGACUUGAUGUAUUUUUAGGAAGUAAUUAAAAUUACUUGGGUUAAAAAAUUCAUUGUAUGUAUUUUCAUCCCUUUCUUAAAGUGGC